Molecule: messenger RNA, 6936 nt
Organism: Vespa velutina
Lineage: Eukaryota; Metazoa; Arthropoda; Insecta; Hymenoptera; Vespidae
Product: trace amine-associated receptor 9
Exons: 17
Coding region: 3670-5265 (531 amino acids)
Biological process (GO): neuropeptide signaling pathway
Cellular component (GO): membrane
Molecular function (GO): corazonin receptor activity
Source: RefSeq, a predicted model, not a curated record
GUAGGACCCGGACAAGACUUAGAGUAUGUCUUCCAUUCAAGAUUGGAAAAUCCUGCUUCUGGAUUUAUAUAAUAUUGUCACUAAUUUUAAUCAUUUAAUUCUAAACUUAAUGUUUAUUUUGUUCAUUGAAAUACUUUAAGUCCAUUCGAUUUUCGAAAAGCAAUCGGGAAUAAGAUUUGAGAAGUUGUUUCGUUUAUUUUUAUAUUACUCACUGUCCAAGUCCGCGAGUAUGGCCUCAUUUGCGACAUCGAGACUUCUGGUGAGACAUUUUCGUAGUUGUGUCGUUGUAUCUUGAUGAUAGUUAUCGAGAUCCUGCAAUGCCGUUUCCACGACCAUGGGAAGUUUCUCGAUUCCAGUUCUUGCGGCUUCGUUGGAGACCAUCAUGGUGACCAUGCACGACCUGUGGAAAUUGUAUCGAAGGUUGUAUCGUUCGAUGGUGAAACGUUAAGAGCCUAUCUACUAGCUCGAGUCUGCUACAGCUAAAUUGCUUCUCCUUCCUUCCUUGGUCCUCUCUUCGUUUUUCUCUCUAUGUUUCUCUUCUACUAGUACUUACUUCCUUUCGUAAGAGAAAAAUUGAAUGCCCGGCGAGAAAACUUGGUUAAAUCGAAAACUUUCGUACGUGGAGAUAUACUCCUAUCGUGUUGGAACAGACCCGAAAUUGAUUCGGGAUAUAUAACCAUAGAUAGAGAUAUUGAUCGAUGUUCCUUGUUUCAGUAGAUAGCAUAAAAUUACACAUAAGUAUCCUUUUUAUAAAUCGUAGAAUUAUAGUUAUGUCCUAUAUAUGUAGAUAAAGAAGGCAAAUACAAAGAGAGAAAAAGAGAGAGAAAGAGAGAUAAUGUAAAGGAUAGAAUAGAUGCAGAUGGAUGAAAUUUAUUUGAAUCCAUUCCUCUUCAUUGAUUGCAGAUUUGCUGAGAGAAUAGAGUAAGAGAGAAGGGAUCGAGAGAAAUUCGUUUCCAUAAAGGAUGACGAACUCUCUCUCUCUUUCUCUCUCUCCCUCUUCCAGGAUAUCUUUAAAAUGAAUAUGGUUCCUUCAACGUACCCGAGUACGAAGACAAAAGCUGCAAGAAGAAAUGCGAGGACCUCCGGAUGCCGGCAGGGUUUGUAAUCCUCUCUAAUUGGACGACAAGCGAACCAGAGUUCUGUGCCAGGUACUAUGCAGGCCAUGAUGCAGCAGACACCGACUGUUGCUAAGAAUAUCGCCUCGAUGUGCAUCGACUGCAAUCAUCGUUAAAAUCAUCAUCAACGUAAGAGAUAAUACCGGAAACAAAAUAAGAAGAUGCUAAGAUUUUCUUUCAAAGACUAUCUAAAUUGACAAUAAUAUAUUAGCACUGUUCUUUAGGAAUAGGCAGUAGUUUCCUAAAGAACUUGCUAUUAUAUGGGUUGAAGGUCGAGCUUGUUUAUGAUCUUAAUUAAAGGAAAACAUCGGAGGGAACCUCGUUUUGAGCGAAUAGAAAAGGGAACAUGUUCCUUUUUCUUUAUCUCUAAUGAUCGAAGGGUCGUUCCGUUGAUAGGAAAGUGUGUCAGAGACACGAGCUUCACGAAGAUCGUUUCAAACUUGAAAAAAGAAAAGAAGCAAGUAAAGAAAGAAAGAAAGAAAGAAAGAAAGAAGGAAAGAUAAGGAUAUACGUAGCGCAAAGGAUGGCCACGAAAGGAACGCGUGGGCGUAUGAAUUUUGGCACCGACGAGAUCAUGUCAGUGUGGUAUCGUUAAGAGAGAGGAGAAGAGAGGAGAAAGGAGGAGAGGAAAGUAGAGAGAGAGAGAGAGAGAGAGAGAGAGAGAGAGGAGAGAUAGGAGAACGGCUGCUCUUUCGGGUGCAGCGCGAGAGUCGGCCAGUCAGUGCGUCGUCAGCCUCCGCGUCGUCGCGACGCUUGUCCUUCUUUGUCCCUUCGUCUUUCUCGUGUCGUCAUCUUUUACCCUCUCUCUCUCUCUCUCUCUCUCUCUCUCUCUCUUUUUCUUUCUCUCUCUCUCUCUCUCUCUCUCACUCUUUCCCUUAUCUCUUUGUUUUUUCUUCAAGUUUGAUUUCAAUCGAAAAACGAUACAGAUGUUGUUGUCUUUCAUGUCCCAGUGAUAUAAAAAAAAAAAAAAAAAAAAAAAAGAAUAAGGAUUUUUCUUCGUUCGAUCCAUCGAUCCAUCCUUUAUAUUCUUCCUAUCUUUUUUCUCUUUUUUUUCAUUAUUUAUUUUUUCGGUGAAAUGCGUCACGAUUCGCGAACAACGGAGGAGGAAGGAAUGAGAAGAAGGAGAUCAAGUGGAAGGAGAUAAAGGAUUUUGAAAUUGUUAGAUCCUCUAUGUGCGUGUGAUCGAUCGAGAAGUAUGGAUUUUUGAAGCUUAAAAGCUGUGCGUGGAUAGAAGAAACGAAAGGGGGAGGAAGACAGAGAAAGAAAGAAAGAGAGACGAAGAGAGUGAGAGAGAGAGAGAGAGGGGGAAUAAGACAAAAAAAGUAGGAGGAGGGAGGAGAAAGGCUUCCAUGAACGUCGCUCAUAACUUUUUUCUUAUUCGUUGGAUCCCCCUGCAGGAUUUGCUUAUGAGCUUUGGGAAGUACGGAUACUGUGUUCGUCCAAGCAGAAUUCAACAAAUUUUCGAGAGACAAGAAGAACUAUUGGAUAGAUUCGGAUAGGAUUGAAAGGAUACCAUUAGAGAGAGAGAGAAAGAGAGAGAGAGAGAGAGAGAGAGAGAGAGAAAAAAAAAUUCCAAAAGAUCUUCUGACUGCCGGAAGUUGUUCCGUCUUUUGUGGACCAGCCAAACUCUACGGUCUCUCUUCUCUUCAAGGGGUACGUGCCAAGAUUCGGUAAAAGCAACGCUUCAAGAGCUUCGAACUUUUACAGCCGCGACCUUGAGUGUCAUACUCGAAAAAAAUCAUCAUUAUUCGUGAGAGAAUUUAAGAAUGAUUGAACGCUCAAUAUUUGCCAUGAUGACAAUAGAAAAUUGCGUGACGAUGUACAUAUUAACGAGACGAGAUCCAUCUAUUUAAUCCGGCAAAGAGAAAAUUUCCUUGGAGAGAAAACCCGUCGUCGUCAAAGGAAUUAUUAUCUCGGAAUACUUUCAACGAUCCGUUACUUCCUUUUGGGAUAAAGUUUAUUUCACCGAACGUUAUACUUACGAAAAAUAUAACGGGAUUCGAAAAAUAUUCAAAGAGAAAGAUAAAAGAGAUAAAGAGGGAUAGAUAAAGAUGGAGACAGAAAGAGAGAUGUGUUCGUGCUAGUCACGUUGGGUUCUCUUUCUAAAGCACCUUCGAUGGAUCGCCAGUCGAUCAACGAAUUAUUCGCGCGAGCGAUAACCACUACUCCUUCGGGCUAUCAGUUUUCGAUUAAGGAUAUUCCUUUGUUCGAACGAUUCAACGAGAAAGGAGAAUUCGUUGAAGCUGAAGAACUUGAUCGACGACGUUGCACGUGACGGUCGCUUUGCAGUGUUAAUGUACGCGAGUACGUUCCCGUUAGAGAGUAUUUUCGCUUUCAAAGUUUUUAGAUAUAUUUUUUCUCUCCGAGUUACAUCUAUAGAAGCGCGCACGCGCUCGUUCUGUUUAACAUCCAUUCAAUGGUAUUGAAUCGUAUGCGCAGAGUAUUCUAUCUAUUGAGAGGCGAGAAAGGGUAGAGGAGAAGGAGAAGGAGAACGAGGAGGAGGAAAUGAAUUCAUUGUACUAUCGGAGCAGGAUGCAAGGGCAACGGGAAGUGCAUGAGAGCGCGCAAAAAUGGAGUGCAAUUCGGUCGAAUCGAAUUGGUGCCUCGUGAGUUACGAUCGACGCUCCCGAAUUCCUCCAUCGUCGAAGAUACUCGCGAGCGUCAUCGAAGAAGACGAUGCACGGGAGCGUUGACGAUUAUCAAAGGUCCGGCUCAACCGGACUAUCCACUUGAAAUUGCAGAGACUACCCUGAUGAAAGGGAUAGAAGACGUUGGAGAAGGACAAGUGUCUCGCAUAGAACUAGGAAGAAAGAUUUUCGUUUUUUUGAAGAGCAACCAGUCGAAAGCCGUCGUGGAAAGGCGAGCACCUGUCGGCGAAUGUGGUGGUGGUGGUGGUGGUGGGAGGAUGGAACACAAACAAACAAUUCUGCUGGCGCCGGCACUCAGCAACAGUAGUUGCUGGCGAGCCGGCAACUCCGAAGCGAUCUGGACCGGGCCAGGAUUCGGGGAAUUGUUACGAGCAACUCUGAUCUUGGUACUCAGCCUUGGUAUACUUUUUGCUAACCUACUCGUUAUUUGCGUCAUCAAUAGCAGGCGAUAUAGCAAAUACAUUCACGCACAGCCAAGAUAUCUGCUGACGAGUCUAGCGAGCAAUGACCUCGCCAUCGGUCUCUUGGUGACUCCCUUUGGCUUUUUACCGGCGGUUUACGGAUGCUGGCCUUACGGUGAAGUCGUCUGUCAAAUUCAGGCACUCCUCAGAGGCGCUCUAACCCAACAAAGUGCGGUCAUACUAGUCUGCAUGGCAAUCGACCGUUACGUAUGCAUGUUGCAUCCUCAUCGUUAUCACAGGCAUUCUUCUAAAAAGUAUUACAUGCGGCAGGGUUGUGUGGCAGUGAUGUCAACCACUUGGAUAGCAAGCCUGGCGAUUUUCGGCGCUUUGGUUCUCCCAAGGGGUGGCUACUACUUCAAUGGCUCUGGCCUUCUCGCCUGCGAUCCUUUCUUCGCUAGAGCCUCCCUUAGAAUUCUCGCAUGUUGCUGUUUCUACUUUCCAACGACAAUGGUGUUGAUGUACUGUUAUGGCUCAGCGUUCCACGUUAAUAAACUACGCUUGAAGAGGGUGGUCUGCGUUAACACGCCGGAGAUCGUUAGCGGUGGUCACAUAGAGAGGCUCGUCGCUCAUGAAAGAAGAUUGUCGACCACGGCGUCGCGAACAAUGGCCGCGAUGAGCUUAGGAUUCAUCGUAAUGGUCACGCCUUGGACGAUUCAGGAAGUCGUUGCAGCUUGCACCGGAAGCAAGCCUCCGCCGUUCCUUGACUUUCUUGCCACUUGGUUAGCACUUUCCAACAGUUUCUGGAAUCCAUUUCUUUACUGGUUGCUCAACAAUCACUUCCGACGAAUAUCGAGAGAAUUACUUUACACGAAGCUUCUUUGCAGAUCAAAGCCAUUGGGACCGAAACAGCAUUGUUGUGCUACUAGUACCGGUGGCCUUGACGUAUGCAGUAUCAGUGGAGUAGAUUUGUCGGGAUUGGAACGUUGUUCAAUGGAUCGAUGUUCUAUGGCGAGAUGUUCGUCCUCGUCUUUGGCCAAUAAUCCAUCGCCACUUCCAUGGGAAACCGGACAUAUGAUAAGGGGUGACGUUACGCCCACGUGAGGAAGGGAUGCCGCCACGCAAACAGACGAUCCUGGAUCACCGGAUCACAUCAGUUAGUAUCGCGUGGCGGCAGGAUUUCAACUGCUGAUCCAGGGACAAGAAAGACGAAGAAGAUUCUACGAUGGCGAAUAUUCUUCGAUCUGGCCGACGGUUUUUGUCCCAUCGUUAGGAGAGAGUUCCCAUCAAGACAGAUCUACUUCUAUUUCUUCUUAUCACGAGAACAAUGGGACGAUCGAAAGCUCGAAGACUCGCCAACAUUCGCAACGAGAGAGACGCGUCAAAUAUGCGAGCUUUCUCAGCUUACCCGAUCUUGUGCCGGACGAAUUUUAGAAAUGACGGAAAAUCAAACAAUUUUAUCAUAGAAACUAAAAAUAUGUUCUUCUUAUUUUUGAACAAAGAGAAUGUAGGUCAGAAUUUAUCGGAUAAAAAUAUAUAUAUAUAUAUAUAUAUAUAUAUAUAUAUAUAUAUUCGAAGGAAAUUCUCGUUCUGUUUAUCUUCUUUUUUUUUCUUUUUUUUCUCUUCCAAAAGAGGAGAAAACGUAGAAGAAGAUUUUAUGUCGGACGAAUGUUAAACGAAUCUUUCAUUUAUUCUUUCUUCUUCUUCUUCUUCUUCUUCUUUCUUUUUUUUAUUUUUCUUAUUUUUUUGAUUUUUCUUUUUUUUUUUUUUUUUCCUUUAAUUUUACAAAGGAGAACGUAGAAUAACAUCAUUUGCCAGAGAGAAAUGAUAGAACAUCUUUCAUUUUCCUUUACUUUCGCGAAGAGAGAAGGGGGGGACCGAGGGUAUGCAGGAUAGAGAAAAAAAAUUCGAAGGAAGUUCUCGUUUCUUCUUUUUUUUCUUUUUUUUUUUUUUUUUUUUUUUUUUGUUGUUGUCAUUACUCCUCAAAGUAGAAGAAGAUCUUUUGUCAGGACGAAUUUUAAGAAAAUUACGAAGAGAUUAAUGAUCUUAUAAAAAAAAAAAAAAAAAAAAAAAAAAAAUAAAAUAAAAUAAAAAAAAAUAAAAAUAAAAAAAUACAAAACAAAAAAAGAAUAAAAAAGGAAAGAAAGAAAACAAAAAAAAAAAGAACAAAACGAAGAGAGAGUUUUAUUUUUCUGUUCUUUUCGUUUUUUUUUUUUUUUGAGAACUAGAAUAUAGGACAAAUCGAGUGACAAAGUUCGCAGAUAAUUUUCCUUACUUUUUCUUUCUUCUUUAUUUCUUUUUUUUUUUUCUUUUUCUUUUUAGCGAUGGAAUCACUUACGAUAGAAAUAUUUACUUUUCUUUCUUUUUUUUUUUUGUUUUUCUUUAUUUCUUUCUUAUUUUUAUGAAGAAUGAGAACGUAGGACAAGAUCGGGUCCGCGGUGCCUGAACGAAGUACGGAGAGAUCACGACGAUAAUAAUUGUCGAAAUAAGUCUCUCUCUCUCUCUCUCUCUCUCUCUCUUUAUUUAUAUUAUGAAUCUCUCUCGUGGAAGGAAUUAUAAAACGCACAAUGUACAUUUCUUCGAGUAUGUAUAAUAUUAAAAAAUGCAACGGAGAACAACGUUGUAAUUAGUAAAUCGUAAUUCGUAAUACUAUGCAAUCUCAUGUCUUAAAUGAGUCAUCGAGGCCAUUUAAAAAGCAGUCUUCAAGUUACUAAUCAAUGUAAAUCGUUUGUGGAAAUCAUUUUUUAGGAAAUAAUAAAGAAUCCUAUGGAAGUA